CAUAUGAGCUUGCACAAUUUGAUCAAGUCAAUAUCCUUUAAGGCCUUUAAUUCAAUUCAGAAACUAAUCAAUUCAUUUAUAUCUGAUUGGAUCAUAGCAAAAUAUUCCAAAAAAUAUCAGUUUCCCAAAAGAAAGAAGAAAAAAAAUGGUAGCUGUUUUCAACAAAGAGCUAUUGAGUUGGUACCUUAUCACCCUUAAACUCAGAGAAGCUUUAGAAGCAGGGAUUCCACCGUCGUCAUCUCGAUCGAUCGAGUUACCUCAGCAGCAGCAGCAGCAGCAGCAAAAGCUUGAGCAACAACCUGCAGAAUCAUUGCAGGUUCUUCAUACCAACCAAGAUGGUGAAAAUUUGAAAGAGGAAGCAAGCACGCCGGAAUCUGAAUGGGUGAUCUCCAUCAAGGAAAAGCUAGAGGAGGCGAAUCAAGACGAUGUAGUGAGUUCGUGGACCAAGCUAUCAAUCUAUAAAAUCCCUCAUUAUCUUAGAGAUAGUAGUGGCGACGAUAAAGCUUAUGCACCUCAGAUUGUGUCUAUAGGACCUUACCAUCAUGGCAAGAAACGUCUUCGGCAAAUGGAACGUCAUAAAUGGCGUUCCAUUAAUCAUGUCCUUAAGAGGACGGAACAUGACAUUAGGAUUUAUCUCGAUGCAAUGAAAGAGAUGGAAGAAAGAGCGAGAUCGUGUUACGAAGGAAUGGUGGGGUUUAGCAGCAAUGAGUUUGUGGAAAUGUUGGUUCUUGAUGGUUGUUUCGUGCUAGAGCUAUUUAGAGGAGCUACAGAAGGGUUCAAGGAACUUGGUUAUUCGAGAAACGAUCCUGUUUUUGCGAUGCGUGGAUCGAUGCAUUCAAUUCAACGAGAUAUGAUCAUGCUAGAAAAUCAGCUUCCUCUUUUCAUAUUGGAUUUGCUUCUGGGAAUUCAGCUUGGUAAACCAGAUUUGAAAGGACUAGUUGCGAAUCUAGCACUCAGAUUCUUUGACCCUUUAAUGCCAACAGAUGAGCCGUUAACAAAAAGUGAUAUAAAUAAACUCGAAUCAACAUUUAGAAAAAGCACUACCAGGGACACCUUUGAUCCUUUAUCCGAUCAAGGCGGCCUUCACUGUCUCGACGUAUUCAGGAGAAGCUUAUUGCGCACGGGACCUCAACCGGCAACUAGAAUAUGGAUCAAACGCAGGUCGAACGCUAAUAGAGUUGCAGACAAACGGCGCCAACAACUGAUACAUUGUGUCACCGAGCUAAAAGAGGCUGGAAUCAAGUUCAAAAAACGGAAAACCGAUCGCUUCUGGGAUAUUAAAUUCAAAGACGGAAUUCUGCGAAUUCCGAGACUCUUGAUCCAUGAUGGUACAAAAUCUUUGUUUCUAAACCUCAUUGCAUUUGAGCAGUGUCAUCUUGAUUGCAGCAAUGACAUAACAUCGUAUGUUAUCUUCAUGGACAACUUGAUUAACUCUCCGGAAGAUGUCGGGUACCUUCAUUACCAAGGGAUAAUCGAACACUGGCUCGGCAGUGAUGCCGAAGUCGCGGACCUUUUCAACCGGUUAUGCCAAGAGGUUGUGUUUGACAUCAAUAACAGUUACCUCUCUCCAUUAUCAGAGUCUGUGAAUAGAUACUAUAAUCAUAGAUGGAAUACUUGGUGUGCAAGCUUGAGGCACAAUUACUUCAAUAAUCCUUGGGCCAUUAUCUCUUUUGUGGCUGCUGUAGUUUUGUUGCUACUGACAUUUGCACAAACCUAUUACAGUGUUUAUGGAUAUUAUAGACCAGCACAGUAGCUGGUAUACAGAUAACUUUGAAGGCUUUUUCAUUUCACAUUUAUCAUUACAAUUUUCUUUUAUUGAUUCUUUCUUAAGUUUGAGAUAUUUGAUGUGUUUAUGUUACUUUCAAGAAUGGAGACUAGAAAUGAGUGUGGAUUUGAAAGGUUGAAGAGUGAAGACUUGAAGUAUUUGUUAUUUGAAUUAUUUUGGUACAGAAGAUACUGGCUAGUGACUACUACUGUUAUACAAAUUCUAGCUUAGUUGCAUAAAAAGCUUUUAUUUCAUAUUCUAUUACUGUAAUUCUUUGUUUAUUUUAUAUUUUUGGGACGAUGAAUAAUUUCUUUUUGAAGUAUAAUCUAAAUAACUAGUGUGUAAGUUUGCUUAU
Molecule: messenger RNA, 2120 nt
Organism: Vicia villosa (hairy vetch)
Lineage: Eukaryota; Viridiplantae; Streptophyta; Magnoliopsida; Fabales; Fabaceae
Product: UPF0481 protein At3g47200-like
Exons: 1
Coding region: 146-1753 (535 amino acids)
Source: RefSeq, a predicted model, not a curated record